Messenger RNA from Clupea harengus (Atlantic herring), 1021 nucleotides. RefSeq lists its product as uncharacterized. The record is from RefSeq and is a predicted model, not a curated record. The transcript is spliced from 4 exons. NCBI's taxonomy places the organism in Eukaryota, Metazoa, Chordata, Actinopteri, Clupeiformes, Clupeidae. The coding region runs from base 1 to 750 and encodes 249 amino acids.
AUGGCUGUGUGCUUCACAGUGAUUAACCCCGGAGGAUCUCACAAACUGACCUGCACAACUGCUGGGUUCACAUUCAGCAGCCACUGGAUGGGCUGGGUCAGACAGGCUCCUGGGAAAGGCCUGGAAUGGUUGUCAACUAUCACAAAUGGUGGCUCUACAUAUUAUUCAAGCUCUGCACAGGGACGAUUCAGCAUCUCCAGAGACGACAACAAGAAUCAACUCUAUCUGCAGAUGGGCAGUCUGAAGACUGAGGACACAGCUGUUUAUUACUGUGCUCGAGAGUCACAGUGCCAUCCCAAACGGGGAGAGUUCACGCCCAAAUCAAGAGUGUGGAUAUAUAGCCCAUGGGGCACCGGCACUGCAUACGAGAAAGACAACAACUGUGACAACAUGAACAUGUUAACUGUGUUUGUCCUAAUAGCAAUAUCUGUUGCAGAUUCCAGGGGUCAGACUCUGACUGAAUCUGAGCCUGUAGUUCUUAAACCCGGAGACUCCCACAAACUGACCUGCACGUACUCUGGCUUUAGCAGUGAUCCUUGGAUAGCGUGGAUCAGACAAGGUCCAGGAAAAGGGCUGGAGUGGCUGGCUCUAAUUCACCCCACAUCAAGAAGUUCUACAUACUACGCUCAGUCCAUUCAGGGAAGGUUCACAAUUUCCAGAGACAACAGCAAGAAACAGAGUUACCUACAGAUGAACAGCCUGAAAACCGAAGACUCUGCUGUGUACUACUGUGCUCGAGAGCCACAGUGAGAGAUAAAGCUUAAGUGCAGCACAAAAACACAUGCCAUUUUUCUGGAUCAGGGGACAAAGUGUAACUGCAGUUCAGAUAGGACCAAAAUACCUUUCCUUGUAAAAAAAAAAAAAAAACUCAAUGAUAAAUGUUCACAUAACAUGAAGUACCAAAUAUCGCAAAUACAAAGUCAUUAUUUGUUCACCUUAGUAUUUAUUUUUUCAUAAAUGAUUUAUUUAUUUACCCACCAAUCUUUUGUCUACUGUGACGAUACACAAGUGCCUUUCAUUG